This is a messenger RNA of Mugil cephalus (flathead mullet), 2569 nucleotides long. It is a transcript of the gene rax, whose product is annotated as retinal homeobox gene 3. The record is from RefSeq and is a predicted model, not a curated record. NCBI's taxonomy places the organism in Eukaryota, Metazoa, Chordata, Actinopteri, Mugiliformes, Mugilidae. Gene Ontology annotation, biological process: positive regulation of transcription by RNA polymerase II. Gene Ontology annotation, molecular function: RNA polymerase II cis-regulatory region sequence-specific DNA binding; DNA-binding transcription factor activity, RNA polymerase II-specific. The transcript is spliced from 3 exons. Bases 385 to 1332 code for a protein of 315 amino acids.
UUAAGAUUUAUGUAAGUAGGUUUAGAGCCAGCACGGACUGAUGCACUUGAGAUGGGGAGGAGUUUAAGGGAGGGGUGUGGGAGGCUGGUUGCCUGUUUGGGCGCACAGAUACCCCCCCUAAAUCCAGCAGGGUCAAAUCCAGCAGGACGUCCCUUCUCUGACGUGCAGCGGGGGUGCCGCAUGAGCAGGGGGUCUUACAGCGGCCGCCACUUUAAAAGCCGCCUCGGAAGAUGCUCCACAACCAUUACGCAAGACACUGGCCAGCUCAGACAAGUUUGCCAGCAUCAUUUUUAGCCUGGUUCCUCGUGUAACUACAACUUUGCGAAGUGUGUGUAAUUUUUUUUUCUUUUCUUUUUUCAAAUUUUCUCUGGACUUUACCAACCAAUGUGGCUCCUUGGAUCAGCGUCCCAAGUGAUGAUGAUGGAUGAGCGCAUGUCUCCCUCCGCACGCUCGGUCCAGAGCCCGGGGAACAACCCGUCCACAGUCCACAGCAUAGAGGCCAUACUGGGAUUUAAAGAGGACACGCUUUUCCACAAAUCGUCCUCCUACGGCAUGACGGGAAAAAGUCUGGUGAAAGAUGCUGAGCGCAGUGGGGAUGUACUUGUUGCGCAAAUGAAGAAAAAUCACUACUCGGAGGGUUGUGACAUUGUGUGUUGCGGCGGCAGCAUCGGUGAAGCCUCCGUGUGUCCGGACUCACCGGACAGGGACGGCAAACUGUCCGACGACGAGAGCCACAAGAAGAAGCACCGCCGGAACCGGACCACGUUCACCACCUUCCAGCUCCACGAACUGGAGAGGGCCUUCGAGAAGUCCCACUACCCGGACGUGUACAGCAGAGAGGAGCUGGCCCUGAAGGUCAACCUGCCGGAGGUCCGAGUGCAGGUGUGGUUCCAAAACCGGCGGGCCAAGUGGCGUCGGCAGGAGAAGCUGGAGGUGAGCUCCAUCAAGCUCCAGGACACCACCUCCUCCUCCCUGCUCUCCUUCACCCGCUCCCCCGCCGGCUCCCUCGGCUCCGGUCUGCAGCUGGACCCCUGGCUCUCGGGCCCCAUCACCUCCUCCACCUCCCUGCAGUCGCUCCCGGGCUUCAUCGGCAGCCCGCAGGGCCUCCCGGGCACUUACACCCCUUCCCCUCCCCCAUCCAUGCCGUCUUCCCUGCCGGCCUCCUUCCUUGGCUCCCCGGCCCUGGGACACAGCUCUCACCUGCCCCACAUCGGUUCUAUGUGCCCCCCGCCCCCGGCGUACCAGUGCUCAGCCGAUCCAAGGAACUCCAGUAUUGCCUCACUGAGGAUGAAGGCCAAGGAACACAUUCAGUCUAUCGGCAAGUCGUGGUGAUGCUGAGUGGAGUUAAAAAACGGACACCAAGAGCCAGCGUACGUCUUACUGAAUCUUCUAAAGAGCUGGCUGCAUUCAUAACGACGGGAUUGUAAAAUUAUGGAUGUCUGUGUGAGCUCCGGUCGCCCUGUGGGAUUUGAGACGACAUCUUUCAGGAAAGAUGUGACAGUAACGGUGAACUUUCUGUAAAAAUGUGAAAUUCAUUCAUAAUGUUCUUGUGUUUUUUUGGUUUUUUCCCACUUUAUCUCCUCUGAAAACAGUUUGUACUGUAAAGUUUUACAUCCAGUCAUCCCACUCUUGUCCAGUGAUAUAUUACCAGUAUAACAAAUUCAAACUCCACUGGAAACCCUUUAUUGUAAAUGGAGCUGCAUUUGUUUAGAUUUUCUCCAGCUUCUCGAUCUCGGUCAUAAAAGGUGUAUCAGACAUGAUUAUUUUCUCUAUACAAUAAACAGUUUGUGUAGAAAUCCGUUAACAAGCGUUUGAAUACCAUGGUUUUCCUUGAGAACUUGUGGAACAUGUGAUAGAUUUGACAUUAACGUCUGACACAAUGGAAACGGGACAGAAACUUGUAUGAUUAUAUCAAGAAUAAACGGCGCAAGAGAAAAUAUAAUGAGUAUGAUAUAAUGUAUCAUUCUGCAUAUAAAAGACUACACAAAAUCUGUACAUUUUAAAAAUCGAAUUUUAAAAAUAGCACCCCUUAGUGGUGGAAAAUAAAAAGCAUUUAAGUGUUUGUAUUUUUACACUGGUGAAAAUCUCUUUUUAACUCUUCAUGCAAACAUUUCAUCCUGGAGGAGCCUGAGUCAACAUGGUGGUGGUGUUAUAAAGAAGCAGGCUUAAACUUCCAGACUUCCUCUCUGCGUUUUUUUUUUUUUUUUUUAGUGAAUGCUUUUCUCAACCCAUUUAUUUCCUCCUCAUUAACUCCUGUAAACUUUAUCCCAUUCGCCCCUGGGAUUAUACCCAUAAUGGGGGUGAAAGUGGCUUGUACCUCCAUUGUCCGCCGAUCAUCCGUGACAAAUGAGUAAAGAGAGACUGGAGUGAAAAGUUUCCUUUGGCUUUAAGAGAAAGAUGUGUGUCACCAAAUUGUUUCAAUUAGCAUUUCCUAUUCCGUGCAACCCCUGAGGGCUAAUAAUAGCCUGCUCAUCAUUCACGCAUCUUUCGUAAGCAGGCAGACAGUGGGGUGUUUAUUUGUUUGUGUGUGUGUAUGUGUGUAAUGAACAAAUUAAACUAUUAACAAUUU